AUGGAAAACGCUAGUGAUUCAUCGCCUGUUCAUGAAAGAAAAACCGAAGCAAUAGCGAAAGCCACACUUUGCAUGUCUGUUCUUGCGGUAUCUCUCCUUGAAAACGCUAUGGUUGUGCUCGUUCUGAAAAAGAACUUCAGACGAAGUCACAUGAGGAAUGCCAACAGCUUAUUCAUUGCAAAUAUUUCUGUGGCGGAUAUUUUCUUUGCUAUUCAAAAUAUCCCGCAUGCGUACAAUAAUCUAGUGCUGAACGGCCACUGGAUUCUACAGGGAAACUUUGGAACAGUUCUUUGUAAGAUAGACAUGUUCCUUUCUGUCAUUACCAUGGUAACUGCAAACCUGACAAUUCUGGCUAUCGCAAUUUAUCGUCUUUGCGUGGUGUUCUUUCCUCUACGAAAAAUUAUCACGCGGAAGACCUGCUUCUUUAUUAUUUUUCUGACAUGGCUGGUACCAGCUCUGUUUGCUUUGCCGAUAUUUCAUUUCGCAAAAUUCAUCAGCAACGAGGGCAUCACAAUCUGUAGUCUCAAGGAUCAAGUCAUAAAAAUUUUCUAUGCAGGCUUCGCCGUAAUUCUUUUCACGACGCUUCUUGCUAUGCUCGUUUUGUACGCAGCCAUCGGAUUCAAGCUUUGGCGUCGAAACUUCCCCAACAACGUUAGUGAAAGAGCUCGCGCAUUGAGAGAGAAGCGAAAUCGUGAGAUUUUCAAGAUGUUAAUAACUCUAAUAGUCGCAUUUUAUGCCUGUUCCUUGCCGAUUCUAACCCUUCAAUUGUCUUUCGCGCUUGACUUCUAUGUGGUUUACCGUGAAACUCGACAUUUCCGUUUCAUUGCUCUUCUAAUGCUGUUUUUAAAUGGGGCCAUUAAUCCGAUAAUCUAUAUAGUUUUCAACAGGAGUUUUCGCAGUUGUGUUAAGGAAGUUUUGUCUAAGCGCUAUUGUUGUCAACCUGUGUCUGCUUGACUUUAAUUACAUAGUGGAGACCAGUUCAAAAGUAAAAUUGGUUUCAGCGGACUGUCCAAUGUCUUUAGUUAGUGAGAACAUGCUAAGUCAUGUCACUCCAACUGGUGGCUGCUACAAAGGACGCUAAAGAAUCCUUUACUUAGGUUUAGAAAAUUUGAUGUAUUGCUAAAGAAGUCUUUUCCUAGAAUUUUCUCUUAAAUAAAGAGCUUUUUUAUGAAUAGAUAAAUGCGUCUGUUCUGUAAUAGAUGUCAGAUGUCUUCAAUAAAUAAAUAAUGACCUAAAUAAGAAUAAAGGGGCAACUGUUUUAAAUAGAAAGCAUCAUCUAUGCGUGCGACCUCCUAUAGAUAAUAACAGAGCACCAAUCACAAUGCUUGUAUAAUUUAGGUUAUCAUGUAAAAAAAAAAAAACACUUCGUUCUGAUCCCUUGUAACAGGUAUCUCUGUUCAAAAGCUAACAUCCCAGUCUUAUCAGCCAAGAGGUCUGUUCAACAAAGAGCCAAGGACGAACUGGGAAUUUGCUGAUGUAGAUGACCCGACAGGACACUUCCAGGGAAAUUGCCGACGCAGACCAAUGAUGAUGAUUGUUUUUCUACCUCAUAAAGAGGCAGCGAAGCGCUUUGACCCAUGA
Messenger RNA from Pocillopora meandrina, 1581 nucleotides. The record is from the annotation of a GenBank genome assembly. Lineage: Eukaryota; Metazoa; Cnidaria; Anthozoa; Scleractinia; Pocilloporidae.